AGGUAAGGGUAAAGCAAAGGCCGAGGGCGAGGAUCGUUCCAUUUAGCAGCCGGCCGUGUUGGUAAGCUUAAACGCUAUGAAGCUUAAACGCUAAAUUAUAGCGUUUUUGGAAAGCCAUCACCCACCCGCUUUUGCAAAGAAGCUGUCUGGAGCUUUUUGAGUUGACCAGUUCAAUGACCAUUUCACCCUCCAACAAUAUCAACAUUUACAACCCACAAUCCUUAUACCUUCCCGAGCCUCAUUACUGUCAGCUUCUCCUUCACUUCACUGUGCUCAUCUUCCCUAGCAGAGCGCCGCCAUCGCCAGCGCCGCAAGCCUCCAUCUCCGCCCAACGCUACCAUCGCCGCAAGCCGCCCAUCACCGCCCAACGCCGCAGCUGCAAAUAGCCGCAAGCCGCCAUCGCUACCCAACGCUGCCAUCGCGCAAGCCGCCCAGUGCUGCCCUGCUAGCAGAUCGUCGCCAUCGCUGUUGCCUUCUUCGCCCAGCUUCGAUCUUCGCCCAGCGCUGCAAGCCUCCAAUCGCCAUCGCCUGGGUCUUCGUCGCGCCUCCAGAUCCUUCAGCCAGAUCUGCCUUCCCCCUUGACGUUGUUGUCGCCUUCUCAUUGCUGAUAGAUGGAUAAAGGAAAGAAACGUAUGAACUAUGCUUUCAAUACGGGACGAUCCUCUGCUAAGUGGGAUGACCACACACAUCUACAAUUCAUAGAGCUAAUAGAACAAGAGAUUCAUAAAGGAAAUAGGCCAGGAUCAUUUAUAAAUAAGGAUGGAUGGAAAAAUUUGGUCAAGACUUUUAAUGAAAUAACAUGGAGGUGUUAUGACAACAAACAAUUGAAAAACCACUGGGAUUCUAUGAAAAAAGAAUGGACACUUUUUAAGCAAAUGAUUCGAGGUGAGUCAGGUUUGGGGUGGGACGAAACAAAGAAGACUGUUAUGGCAGACAAUGCUUGGUGGGAGCAAAAAAUUAAGGAAAAUGAAAAUUAUCGAAAAUUCAGGAACAAAAAAUUAUCCAUCAUAUGGUUUCGCUACGAUGCCUUGUUCUCUGAUAUUGCAGUAACUGGGGAAAGAGCACGAGCUCCAAGUCAAUAUGAACCUCCAACUCAACUAUCGAGUACUGAUAAAGAUGAUGAUGAAAUUGAAAACACCGAGGAUAUAAAUAAUCUCGGAGACCCAUUCGCUACGGAUGAAGGCCCCAAUGAUGCCGUAACUGGUGACGAUUUGUUUGUAGAACCAACCUGGCAACAAGAGCGACCAUCGACCACUAAAAAGGCUAGGAAGGAAAAGAUGUCGAGUGCUGCCAUGUUGAGGACAAAUAUUGAAGAUUUAAUGCAAUUAUACUCCAAGAGCACAAAUACUUCGAACUCUGUUGUAGGACCAGAUGCGGAGAGCAUUCAAAAAUGCUUGGAGGUAUUGCAACGUCUCCCCAUUCAGGUUGGGUGUAGGUUGUGGAAUUAUGCUUGCACCCUUUUUACCAAGCCCCCGAAUCGAACUGUCUUUAUAAAUCAACCAUCCGACGAGGCAAGAUUUGCUUGGUUAGACUACCUACAUCAGUUGUUUGAGGACCAUCGACCUCCACCAUGAACAUUUUCUUUAAUAUGUUAUAACUAAUUUAAUUUAUGUUUGAAUAUUGUUGAGACUAUUGUUGAGUGUGUUUUAUGUUGAACGUUGUUUAUUAUUGAGCAUGUUGGAUUAUUUUCUUUAACUUCUUGUUCAUGGGAUUUUAUGUUUGAAUGCAGUUUGAUUUGUUAAUAUUUUAGAUUUAACUUGUUAAGAUCAGCUUGUAUUGAUAUUAAUAAAGCUCCAUGCUUCACAGAGUAAUGGAGUAUUGGGAAAAUGACAAUGAUGAAGCAAAUGAGGAACAGGUUAAUGCAGAAUCAAUGUUUUUAUUCAGGCAAGCUGCAGGGGCAAUUCUAAUUUAUUACAGCAAGUACAUGCUUAAGGAGCCAUGUCAUACAUCUCAACGAACAGGUCGUAUACUUAUUCAUGAAAUACUUAAUGGUAAUGAAAGUCGAUGUUACCAAGAUUUUCGCAUGACGAAAACAAUUUUUUUGGAUUUCUGUCGUGAUUUAACUGAAAGAUAUGGUCUCACUCCCACACGAGGAAUGUCUGUUCCUGAAUCAGUAGGAAUAUUUUUGAUGAUUUGUGGGUAUGGGGCUGCGAAUCGAUUGAUACAAGAAAUGUUCAAUCAUUCUGGUGAGACAAUUAGCCGACAAUUUCACAGAGUUUUGGUUGCUGUUAAUAGGUUAGGUAGUGACAUUAUUAAACCACAUCCUAACUACAAUGACGGGGAAGGAUACCACAAUCUGAAUAACCCUAAGUAUUUGCCAUUCUUUAAGGUACUUAUUAAUGAAUUUUAUUAACUUGUGAUUAUUCUUAAGUUAAACGUUGGAACAUAAUUCAAAAAGUCUUACAUUUUGAUUGCAGGAUUGUAUUGGUGCUAUUGAUGGUACUCAUGUAAAGGCUCGAUUGCCACGAGGUGAAGAGGUACCCUAUAUAGGACGCAAAGGAUAUCCGACCCAAAAUAUCCUUGCAAUUGUGGAUUUUAACAUGUGUUUUACAUUUGCAUGGGCUGGUUGGGAGGGAUCAGCUCAUGAUGCCAGGAUAUUUAAUGAAGCAAUUCGUAGGCCCGACUUGAAUUUUCCCCAUCCAACAAGAGGGAAAUAUUAUUUAGUAGAUGCAGGGUACUCUCAUAAGAUUGGAUACAUGAGGCCAUACAAGGGUGAGCAUAUAAGAUAUCACUUGCAAGAUUUUCGGCGUACGAGAACAACACGAUUGCGUGCACCAAGAGGGUAUAAAGAGUCCUUCAAUUACCUACAUUCUUCGUGCAGAAUGAUUGUUGAGCGCACUUUUGGAGUGUGGAAGAAGAGAUUUAAGGUUUUGGAAGAUAUGCCUGCAUACAAUUUUGAUACCCAACGAGACAUUGUUCUAGGUACAAUGGCCAUCCAUAACUAUAUUAGGAAGAAAGGGGUACAAGAUGUUGCAUUCACUGCAGCCGAAAAUGAAAAUUAUAUUCCUAAUGCACAAUUAGUGACACCAUCUGAUAGUCAAAUUAAUGAUGAAGUGGACCAGAGUGAUAAUUAUUGGAUGGCAGUGCGGGAUGCUAUAGCCCUAGAUAUUGGACAACCACAAUAAUUGUAUUUAAGUUUGUAUUUUUGUUCUAGUAACGCAUU
Messenger RNA from Diospyros lotus (date-plum), 3163 nucleotides. Its product is annotated as L10-interacting MYB domain-containing protein-like. The transcript is spliced from 4 exons. The coding region runs from base 612 to 1574 and encodes 320 amino acids. NCBI's taxonomy places the organism in Eukaryota, Viridiplantae, Streptophyta, Magnoliopsida, Ericales, Ebenaceae. The record is from RefSeq and is a predicted model, not a curated record.